AUAUAUUCAACAAAAGAGUGUGUUUAUUGUGCGAUGUCACCUCUACUUACAAGGAUAAAUGUUAGCCAAGCCAAGGGAUAUUGUAUAAAUAAGAUCUGAGCAUCGAUGCGAUAGAGUAUUAUCAUCGUGGAUGGUUUAAGCGAGUCCUCUUGAAAUCACUCUUCGAGAAAUUAACUUCACGGAAUCAAAGAAGUCGUAAAGAUGCAGGCAUUUGUUUUCGUGGUUUUAUGUCUGGCGGCUUUAGCUGCUCAUUCUCGAGGGCAAGUUCCACCAUGGCAACCGGGAGGGCAGCAGGGAAGACAGCCUGGUGGGCAACCCGGUGGUCAACCCGGCGGACAACCAGGGGGACCACCCACUGGGCAACCAGGGGUACAACCAGGCGGACAGCCCGGCGGACAACCAGGCGGACAGCCCGGCGGACAACCAGGCGGACAACCAGUCGUGCCACCUGGUGGGCAGCCCGGCUUGCAACCAGGCGGGCAACCCGGCAGACAGCCUGGCGGGCAACCCGGUGGACAGCCUGGCGUACAACCCGGAGGUCAACCCGGCUUUCAACCAGGCGGGCAACCGGGAUGGCAGCCACAACAACCUGCAGGUGGACAGCCAGAGCUUCCUCCGAAUAAUUUUUCAUGCCCACCGAUGUGGAUAAAAGGCGAUGUGUCAAUCGGUGGAAGCUGUUAUCGUUUUGCAAGCGGACCAAUACGUACCCGCCAAAGUAGGCCGUGGGCCGCUCCCGGGUAUUUUGAAGGACUCAUGCAGCCAGAUGCCCAGCGGGCGUGUGAAAAUAUGAUGCCCGGUGCCCACCUUGCAACAAUCAACUCCGUAGCAGAGAACGAAUACAUUUUUAAGUGGGUGGUAGAUAUGAUGGGCACCCAGGCUCCCCCGGCCUGGAUCGGUGCUUACACCGACCUCAUGGGCCGGCAACACUGGUACGGCGGACAACAAGGCCUGACCCCAGGAUUGUGGGAAGAACCACCGCAGGCCCAUGAAGGUGCGGUUAUGUUCGACGUUCAAGCUCGGACCCAAUGGAAUAACCAGCUUGACCUGGAGCCAGUUUGGAAACGAGAGGAUGUUGAAAACUUCCGACACUUCAUCUGUGAGUACACCCCAGCAGCGUCAUCCGCACCCCAGGAACCCCCUCCAACUCAAAGACCACUCCUACUCAACAACAAUCCUGUAGGCUUUCGCAGACAAGGGGCCUUCGGAGGAUCCCGCCUUCAUGAGAUUCUUCGUAAACCUUCCAACUUAAGAAUGAGCCCGUACCUAGCAGUACGGCCUUGAGGCUUUAUAGCAACCCCUUGAACUUCUCUGUGAUAAGAAUGCUACAUUCGCACCAACAAAACCGACUCUAAUUUGACCGAUAACAUACCGUUCGAAGCAAUCUAAUAGCUUUGAUCGUUCUGGAGUAGAACCCGUUGGUGUGAUCUUACCAUGAACUAUUACUUACAUUCAUUCAGGCAUAUUGAAACGCAUCAUCCACCAUGUCCACUGCAAGUCGAACCUGAACAUGCUGAAUCGGGUCCCCUGGUCCCGCUGAUGGUCUUGUGCAACAACGAAGGCUUGUUCCACCCCGCGGGUUUUAACAC
Molecule: messenger RNA, 1586 nt
Organism: Lytechinus variegatus (green sea urchin)
Lineage: Eukaryota; Metazoa; Echinodermata; Echinoidea; Temnopleuroida; Toxopneustidae
Product: 30 kDa spicule matrix protein alpha-like
Exons: 2
Coding region: 202-1281 (359 amino acids)
Biological process (GO): biological process involved in interspecies interaction between organisms
Cellular component (GO): external side of plasma membrane
Molecular function (GO): carbohydrate binding
Source: RefSeq, a predicted model, not a curated record